AUGCAACCGUUCUCACGUACCGUUCCUGUACAAAUGCCUUCAUCAAGCAAUCUCGAUGAAUUCUCUUCCAAUUUGAAUGCAUCGUCACCUCGGGAUGUGCGCAUAAUGACGGCAACUAAUGAAGCAUUGAAGCAGCAAGGAAUGAUGGUUUCGCCGCCGCCAGUUCGAGCACAUCGAGCCAACAUCAUACCACAAAGAAAAAUGUCCUAUUGGGUACCAAAAGGAAAAGUGGAAUUACUUGACUAUUCUUUCGAGGACAGUAAAUUGUUGAGAGGUAAAUGA
This is a messenger RNA of Anisakis simplex (herring worm), 282 nucleotides long. The record is from the annotation of a GenBank genome assembly. NCBI's taxonomy places the organism in Eukaryota, Metazoa, Nematoda, Chromadorea, Rhabditida, Anisakidae.